UCAUAGGUAAUUAUUUGAAGUUUAAUUAAAAAAAACGUGUAUACCUGUAUACGAUUCUAUUGCUUAUAACUUUUGUUAGGUCACUAAUUACUUAAGUUCAAUACCGACUGUUUUCGUAUUUAUCAUCUAUCUCUAUUUAUAAUUCAAUCGAAGUGCAACCUCAACCAGUUAAGCCACAACUUUAAAAUGGUUCUCUCUGUGUUAGGUUGUUUCUUAAUAAUAUUCCUUUUGUGGUCUAUUUUCACGAAAACUUUUUGUAUAUUAACCAUGGGGUGGUGUAAAAGCAACACGUGCUUAAUUGGAAAAACCGUUAUCAUAACUGGUGGAACUUCAGGGUUAGGUUUUCAAACCGCUUUAGCUUUAGCAGGACGUGGAGCUAGGGUUAUAAUUGGGGAUGUUGUUGAUACAAAAGAAGCCCUUCAAAAUAUAAUCGAGAUAACUCAAAAUACAAACGUAGUAGGAAAAUUUUUGGAUUUAUCAUCUUUGGAUUCAGUUAGAAAAUUUUGCGAUGAAAUCAACAAAGAUGAAAACAGAUUGGAUGUAUUAAUUAAUAAUGCGGGAGUGGGUAGUUUACCUAACGGAUAUACGAAAGAUGGGUUGCAAGUUCAAAUGGAAAUUAAUUAUUUUGGACACUUUUUACUUACUCAUCUUUUAAUAAAUUUACUUAAAAAAAAUAAAAGUAGAAUAAUUUUUGUUAGCUCAAUAGGUGCAUUUCUUAAUAAUUUAACACUAGAAAAUUUAAACAAUCCCCCAAUAUACAACAACGAAUUUAAAACUAUUAAUAAAAUUUAUAGCAACAGUAAAUUAUGUCAGAUAAUAGCAUCGAAUAUAUUUGCUGAAAAAUUAAAAAAUACUUCGAUCACCUCAAAUGCUGUUCAUCCCGGAAUUGUGUGUACUCCAAUUUUUUCGAAUGUAUUAGGCACGAAUUAUAUGAAAUUCGCAAAACAAAUGUUUUAUUUAGGCCUAAAUAUUUUCGGAAAGACAGCGCAAGAAGGCGCACAAACUCAAAUUAAUUGUGCUUUAGCGAAAGAAUUAGAAAACGUUAGUGGGGAAUAUUUUGUGGACUGCGUACCAUUUUAUCAGCCCAAAUUGGCUAAAGAUAAGGAGUUUUGUAGAAAAAUUUGGGAAAAAACUGAAGAAUUAGUUAAAAUGAAACCAGAAGAAAAAUUAAUGAUUUUAGUAAUUCUUCGUAACCUCUGCAGACAUUGUUCUUUAUACACAAGAGAAAGAAACCGAAAUUAGUUGAUUAUGACUGUUCAAAAUUAGAUCGUGGGCUGCUUUUCUCCACUUUUUAACUCAGGGAGAUUUAAUGUGUUUCGAUAUUUUAUUGUUUAAGAUAUUUCGAAUUUUUAAAGAGAUCAUUUUUUUGUAUAAUA
Onthophagus taurus is the source of this 1376-nucleotide messenger RNA. Its product is annotated as retinol dehydrogenase 12-like. NCBI's taxonomy places the organism in Eukaryota, Metazoa, Arthropoda, Insecta, Coleoptera, Scarabaeidae. The record is from RefSeq and is a predicted model, not a curated record.